This is a messenger RNA of Bombina bombina (fire-bellied toad), 609 nucleotides long. It is a transcript of the gene DYNLL1, whose product is annotated as dynein light chain LC8-type 1. Gene Ontology annotation, cellular component: cytoplasmic dynein complex. Gene Ontology annotation, molecular function: dynein intermediate chain binding; dynein light intermediate chain binding. The transcript is spliced from 3 exons. The coding region runs from base 120 to 389 and encodes 89 amino acids. Gene Ontology annotation, biological process: microtubule-based process; cilium assembly. Lineage: Eukaryota; Metazoa; Chordata; Amphibia; Anura; Bombinatoridae. The record is from RefSeq and is a predicted model, not a curated record.
AUCAGAUACAGCCUUGAAAAAGGCCAUUGAGUAAUAGAAAGCACCUCGCGCGCCAAGCUGCAGACAGAGUGGUAGAGAACACACAGCUUCUAGAAGAACCAUCACCUUACAUAGUCACAAUGUCUGAGAGGAAAGCUGUCAUCAAGAAUGCUGAUAUGUCAGAGGAAAUGCAGCAGGAUGCUGUGGAGUGUGCCACACAAGCCCUGGAAAAAUACAACAUUGAGAAGGACAUAGCUGCCCACAUUAAAAAGGAAUUCGACAAGAAAUACAACCCUACCUGGCACUGCAUUGUGGGUAGAAAUUUUGGCAGCUACGUAACACACGAAACCAAACACUUCAUCUAUUUUUACCUGGGGCAGGUGGCCAUCCUCUUAUUCAAAUCUGGUUAAGAGUUAACAACCAUGGACUUUGCAAAAUGAUUGACCACGGACUUAAGGGAGCACAUUUCCUUCCACGUGUCCUUGUUCUGUGUUAACAGGACUAAAACCCUGUUGUGAUUUAUUUUGUUUUGAUAAUGGUUAAAAAAAAAAAAAAUGCAAAAAAAGUUAAGACUAUUUAUUUUCUAUUUUUUUUUUUUUCUCUAAACAUUUAAUAAAUGUUUCUUUUUAA